GCCCAUGCACCUUUAGCCUCCCGAGGCGGGCGGGGUGGCAAGGGAGCAAGGGAGCAGGGCUGGCCAUUAGCGGAAAGGGAGCAAUGGAGCAGGGCUGCGCCCUUAGCAGCAAGUGCGCAAGGGAGCAAAGCUGCGCCCUUAGAGGCAAGGGCGCAAAGGAGCAACCAAACAAAUGAAACGACCCGCAUGCCCCCUACAGUUCAUUAGAUGAGGCCACAGACCCCUCGCCACAUGCCUCAGCAGCCGAACAUGGCGAGUGAGAGGUGCCGACCGCUGGGUGAGACUCGAAAUGGGAGAUCGCCGCCGAUGCCGAAAUUCUUUGGGGUUGGAAAUGGCGGCUCGGUGAAGAGGAGGAGGAGGAGGUCAAAGAAUAGAUGGGACGGUUCCCGCAAGAGACGCACAUGUGCACGGCGUCCGUACAGUGGCUCAAAACUGACGCAGAUGCCGAGUGCACAGGGGGCAAGCUGCAGGUUGGCAGUACUGAAUUGCAUUGGCUUAAGCAAAUCGGCGGCGCCUUGGCCAGACGCCGACGCCUCGCGGGGCAGCUCGCCCACGAUGCGCUACUGGCGCGUGCCUGCGCGCUUGGGCGAGGGCUGCCACGCAGUCCAGGCCACAUGAAGAAAAAUUGUGCAUCGGGGACGUCGAGGGCACACGGAGGGGCUGUGGUCGAGACGACGAGGGUCCUGGAUUCUGGCAACGCGCGAGGCCGCCUCAGCGUUGAGCGAUCCGAGCGCGGGCCUGCCGUGCCCCGGUGCAGAGGGCGAGCGGGUGCGGGCGGGCCCAGGCGGCGACCACGCCGCGGGCGACGACGCGCUGCUGGCGGGCCCCGGGCGCCGAAAAAAUCUGGCCGAGCGCGCGCCUUCACUUCUUCGCGAGCUUCCCGAGAAGCCACCCGCCGGCCGAGGAGGCCAGGGCCACGGCCGGAAGGGCCACCGUCGCCGCGAUGCCCAGCGAGACGCUCUCCGCCCGCAGAGCUGCGGCGAGGCGCAGGGCACUGUCGAUGCAGAGUACCACGUUCAGGGUCUUGUAGGUGUCCGAGGACAGCCUUCUGGGGCCUGCCACAGCGGCCGCCUGGCAGACGUACGCGCAUGCCGCCAGGACAAAGCACCUGAGAGCUCCGGUCGUCUUCACGCUGGAGUACAGCAACAGCCCGCCGCCCCACACGACCUGGUGAACCAUGGUGAGCGCGUACCCGAAUGCGAGGAUGUUCUUGAGACGCGGCCGGCCGAGACUGGGCAAGCCCUCCUCCUCAAGUACGCGGUAGGAAGCCCUGACGGAGUAGAACGCCGCGCACUGAGCCAGCAGGGCAAUGAACACAGGGUAGAGCGGCAGGCUGCGAAGUGGCCCUGGCAAACCGAAGAGCAGCCUCCAGAGCUGGAACGAGAUGUGGUAGAAGAUGGCAGAGAAAGCCGCUACGUUCGCCAGGGCAAGCACCCGGAAAGUGGUGCCGCCGAGGCGGUUUCUCAACGUGGCGUUCCUCAGGACCCUCAGGACGGCCGACGUCGUGAGCAGCACCGGCACCAUGCCGAGGCGCGUCUGCUCCAGGAUCUGCGGCGAGCGGACCGCGGACACGAUCUCCGUGGCGAGCAGGAGCGUCACGAACACGUUGGCGCGGUAGAACCCGCCGGCCAGCCACUCCUCGGCGGCGAGGGCGCCCCGCGACAGGCCGCCCUCGGGGGGCGCGCGGGCCCCGCUGCGCUGCGGCCGCUCGGGGCCCCAGCCGCGCGAGCCGCGCGGCCCCCUG
Messenger RNA from Prorocentrum cordatum, 1744 nucleotides. Lineage: Eukaryota; Dinophyceae; Prorocentrales; Prorocentraceae. The record is from the annotation of a GenBank genome assembly.